Molecule: messenger RNA, 4733 nt
Organism: Eptesicus fuscus (big brown bat)
Lineage: Eukaryota; Metazoa; Chordata; Mammalia; Chiroptera; Vespertilionidae
Gene: DDX21
Product: DExD-box helicase 21
Exons: 15
Coding region: 86-2488 (800 amino acids)
Molecular function (GO): RNA binding; ATP binding; RNA helicase activity
Source: RefSeq, a predicted model, not a curated record
ACAGCUGGGUGGACCAACGGGCUGGCGCUGCCUCUUCCUCUCCACGCGGUGAACGAGAUCGGCAGGCCUACACAGCUCGUGCCGAAUGAUGCCGGGGAAACUCCUUAGUGACGCAGAUUUGGAAUCAGACGCGGCCAUGGGAAAAGUGGAGAUAGCGACAAAAACUGAGAAGAAAAGUAGAAAAGAGAAGCCAAAAUCUAAUAAGACUGAAGCGGCAGCAGAAGAAAAGGAAGAAGCUAUUUCCCCCAAAGCUAGAAAAGUUAAAAAGAAAGUAGAGCCUUCUGAGGUUGACAUGAAUUCUCCUAAAUCCAAAAAGGCAAAAAAGAACGAGGAGCCAUCUCAAGAUGAAGUUAAACCCAAAAAGGCAAAAAAGAACGAGGAGCCAUCUCAAGAUGAUGUGAUUUCUCCUAAAAUCAAAAGUGUAAAAAAAACAAAGGAGCCCGGGGAAAAGAAAGUUUCCUCUAAAACCAAAAAAGUAAAAAAAAAUGAGGAGCCUUCUGAAGAAGAAGUGGAUGCUCCUAAGCCCAAGAAGAUGAAGAAAGAAAAGGAAAUGAAUGGAGAAAUUGGGGAGAAAAGCCCCAAACUAAAGAAUGGAUUCUCUCAUUCUGGACUUGACUCUAACUCCAGUGAAGCUGCCAGUGAAGAAAGUAACAGUGAGCUGGAGCAGGAAAUACCUGUGGAACAAAAAGAAGGCGCUUUCUCUAAUUUCCCCAUAUCUGAAGAAACUAUUAAACUUCUCAAAGCCCGUGGGGUGACCUUCCUGUUUCCUAUACAAGCAAAAACAUUUCACCAUGUGUAUAGUGGAAAAGAUUUAAUUGCACAGGCGCGGACGGGAACUGGGAAGACUUUCUCCUUUGCCAUCCCUUUGAUUGAGAAGCUUCUGGGGGAACUGCAUGACCGGAAGAGAGGCCGUGCCCCUCAGGUACUGGUUCUUACACCCACAAGGGAAUUGGCAAAUCAAGUAAGCAGAGACUUCAGCGACAUCACAAAAAAGUUGUCAGUGGCUUGUUUUUAUGGUGGAACUCCCUAUGGAGGUCAAAUUGAACGUAUGCGGAAUGGUAUUGACAUCCUGGUUGGGACGCCAGGUCGAAUCAAAGACCACCUACAGAAUGGCAAGCUAGAGCUCACCAAACUUAAGCAUGUUGUCUUGGAUGAAGUGGACCAGAUGCUGGAUAUGGGGUUUGCUGAUCAAGUAGAAGAGAUUUUAAGUGUGGCAUACAAGAAAGAUUCGGAAGACAAUCCCCAGACACUGCUUUUUUCUGCAACUUGCCCUCAUUGGGUAUAUAAUGUUGCUAAGAAAUACAUGAAGCCUACAUAUGAACAGGUGGACCUGAUUGGUAAAAGGACUCAGAAAACAGCAAUAACUGUGGAGCAUCUGGCUAUCAAGUGCCACUGGACUCAAAGAGCAGCAGUUAUUGGGGAUGUGAUCCGGGUGUACAGUGGUUUUCGUGGGCGCACUAUUAUCUUCUGUGAAACCAAGAAAGAAGCCCAGGAGUUGUCUCAGAAUACGUCCAUGAAGCAGGAUGCCCAGUCAUUACACGGAGACAUCCCACAGAAGCAAAGGGAAAUCACCCUGAAAGGUUUUAGAAAUGGUGAUUUUGGCGUUAUGGUUGCAACCAACGUUGCUGCACGUGGAUUAGACAUCCCUGAGGUUGACCUGGUUAUACAAAGUUCUCCACCAAAGGAUGUGGAGUCCUACAUUCAUCGUUCUGGGCGAACAGGUAGAGCUGGAAGGACUGGGGUUUGCAUCUGCUUUUAUCAGCACAAGGAAGAAUAUCAGUUAGCGCAAGUGGAGCAAAAAGCGGGAAUUAAAUUUAAACGAAUAGGUGUUCCUUCUGCAACAGAGAUAAUAAAAGCUUCCAGCAAAGAUGCCAUCAGGUUUUUGGAUUCUGUUCCUCCCACUGCUAUCAGUCACUUUAAGCAGUCAGCAGAGAAACUGAUAGAGGAGAAGGGAGCCGUGGAAGCCCUGGCGGCAGCACUGGCCCAUAUUUCAGGGGCCACAUCUGUAGACCAGCGCUCCUUGAUCAACUCAGAGGCGGGCUUUGUGACCAUGAUCUUGAAGUGCUCAAUUGAAAUGCCAAACAUUAGUUAUGCUUGGAAAGAACUUAAAGAGCAACUGGGUGAGGAUAUUGAUUCCAAAGUGAAGGGAAUGGUCUUUCUCAAAGGAAAGGAGGGUGUUUGCUUUGAUGUCCGUACUGAAGCAGUCACAGAAAUACAGGAAAAAUGGCAUGAUUCCCGGCGCUGGCAACUCUCUGUGGCCACGGAGCAACCGGAGCUGGAAGGACCACGGGAAGGAUUCCGAAGCUUCAGGGGACAGCGGGAAGGCAAUCGAGGCUUUAGGGGACAGCGGGACGGAAGCAGAAACUUCAGGGGACAGCGGGACGGAAAUAGAAACUUCAGAGGACAGCGAUCAGGAGGUGGCAACAGAAAUAACAGAUUCCAAAACAAAGGCCAGAAACGGAGUUUUAAUAAAGCAUUCGGUAAUUGAAGUAGACGAUUUAUAUGGCAAAACAGAACUAUGUUUGGCAACAUGGAACUGAACUUUUUUUUUUCCAUACAAAGUUAAAAAUACAUUGUGCUUCCUUCCUGACCACUUACUUGCCUUGGCCCAUCUCUUCCAGAGAAAUAAGCUUCAUUUAAAUCACUUCAUCUGAUGAUUGCCAUUUAUAACUUUAUUGCCACUUCUGUAUCAGGUUUUCCUUUUGAAAAGGUAUAUGAAUUCAUUGCAUUUUUAUUCCAAUGCAUUUUUUAUAUAAGAUAAAGUCAAGUAUGUAUCUGCCUAUACUUUUAAGUUGACCAGUCUUUAUACUUAAAAGUAUCUCUGAAUAGUGUUCCUCCCUAAGUACCUAUGCAGAAUGCAGCAGUCUCUGAGAAGCACUUUGUUCUGUAAUUAGCAUUCCUCAGCCACCUCCUAACGAUUCCUCAUGUGAUCCUAUAACACGUCUUCUGAGAAUACUGAGCAAUGUUUUGAAGCAAGAUUUCAAACUGAGCUUGGAUGUAAUAAAGUUUAUGCCAGCCUAUGCUAUAGAUUUGGAGGCUAGUGAUACAUAUGGUAGGAGACAAUAUGUGGAUUAGCCAUCAUUUUGUGCAUUUUGAUACAUUUUUAGCUUCUCAAUAUAGGGUGAUUUGUGCUUCAGUGAAUUCUUCAUAGAUUUUAUACAUCUAUAUAACUCUAUAUAUAACAAAAUGUUUUUAAUAGAGAGCAAAUGUCUCUAAGGAAUUCUAAAUGUAUGAGAUGGCUCCAUAACUUUCUUCAUAAGUAAGGAGGCUGGGUAAAUGGGGCUUGAUGAUAAUGUAUUACACUUCCUGUUUACCAAGAAGGAGUUAAGGGAAUAGGGGGCAGAGAUUUGCAUUGCUGAAAAAUCAAAACAAAACAAAACCACUGAAAAUAUUUUUCAUAUGCAAGAAGGAAACACCUGUUAAGAGCAAAGAGAAGAACAAGUGAAGAAAAAAUAUCUUUAAUUGGUAGAAACUUAAUGGUUAUUAAUGUCUCUGGCGGUUAAUGUUUAAUGUGCAAACUGGAAUUUUUAGGUAGAAUGAUCUGGGUUAGUUUCUCAAAAAAGCCUAUUCCUAUAGCCACAGUAUAGGAAUCUUUAUUAAACUGCUAUUCCAUUGGGAGGUUUUAAAGACAGACUAUAUGAUUAUUUUAAGUUGUUGCUUUGAGGGAAUUGGAGAACUUGUUAUAGCCUCUGGCCAGAUAGUUAACUGAGUUCUCAAGUAUUACUUCUCUGAGAAACCUUCUGCAUGGUCCAGGAGCUUAAGAAUGGCAUUGUCUUCUCGCCUUAAUUCCUAGAAAUUCUGUACUGGGAAUCUCAGGGAAUAAACUGAUGGGAGAAGUUAAACUGCAUGGCCUAUUUUGUUUUCAUUUAAUUAUUUUGAAUAACUGAAAUCUUUCUAGGACCUGGUUUUUCUCACUUAGUGUCUUUUAUCUAUCUGCCUUUUACUUGAUCACCUUGCAAUAAGGGGCUCAGAUAGCCACUCACCCCUGAUUCUCGAGGCUGUGUCCUUUUUCUGUUUGGGCUUCAGUUCCGUCUUCGAAUCCUGACCGGAUGUUUCUCAGUUCUCAGAAAUUUUCUUGGCUUUUAUUUCUUGAUCCACUUGUCAGUGUUGCCACUUUUCCUCCUGUUCCUCGUGGCUACCUGUCAAGCCACAGGAAUUUAGGGGAAGGUGUUUGGUGACCGAAUUCAUGUGCCUUGUGGAUUAUAAUUAAUAAGAAAUAAAACAUUUCACAGUUUAGAUAGAAAUGGGUACUUUAUCAAGCAGAUUAAAAGGACAUAGUACUUGUUCUUUAUUAAAACCUUGAUGUGCAUUAGCCUAAAGAAAAAUAAUCAAACCUAAAUCAAGAAUAAGGGGAACAUUAUUGGAUAUUUCACUUUACACAACUUAAUUUUAAGGAAAACAUGGCUAUGGCUGUUUCAGUAAAUGAAGCUAAAGUCUCUUCUGGAUCCUAGAAUUAAAACUAUAUUUAUAAAUGUGUACUAGUGAUUCAGCUACUGCUCGGUUGAAAUGGGCUUUUGCGUUAGCCUGGGGAAUGUUACCACUUUUACUAUUUUCUACAGAGAAAAUAUUUUCCAAUUUAUGAACUCAACGAACUUUUAAAAUCCAGCCCAUUUUUACAUUGGUGUUUUCUAUGCAGUGGUUUCUUUACAAUUGUACAUAAGAUAUUUUUACUAUAAAAUUGUGUUAAUGUAUAAAAUAUUGCUUUAUGCCAUAAUAAAGGUAUUAGCACUGUU